UCACGUGACGGGCGCAUUUGAAGCAAGCCUCGAAGCGACGCUUCGAUCUCCAGUGCUUCGAAAGCUCGACACAGUGUCGAAACCUGAGUAUCGAGCGGCCCAUCACUAGUAGUAGCGACGGAAGCGAAAAUCAGGAUCGAUUUAUGGAGAGCGAGCGACAAUGUAACAGCUAUCAGAAGAAGCUUAUUUAUUUAUUUUUUAAAUACGUAUGUGGUAACAGGCAUAGUUGAGUUUUCAUUUGCAUAUUUUAAAUACAUAAACGCAUGUGUUGAACACGGAGUCGUUGUAUAUAGCGACAGGAGAAGAUAAAUCUUACUGCCGAAAAAGGGCUGCUUGCCCCGCACUGGGCACCAAUAGUGGAGAAAGGAAGAGCCGAGAAGAACAGACUGGUCACUUGGGGCUCCGAGCAGAUCGGCGGACCGAGUGUAGGAACGCUGAUUGAGCCUGACUUAUAUAUAUAAUAUAAAAAAGAAAACAGGAAGACAUUUUGAGCCUUCAAGCACCUUACAUCAUUGAUUUUUCUGGAGAUGGAGGAGAUUAUUCUUAGCAGAAUUUAUGUCCAGUCCGAGUAAAAUAAACUGCAAAAUGGACAAUUUCUUGCCAGUAGAAGGUGACCUGGAACAAGAACAAUCUGUAAAUUCAAUGCAAAAAGUCAACAGUCUAGCGUCACUCUGUAUCAAAGCGGAACCUGUCUCUGAGGGAUCUGAACACGUAAAAGAAGAGCUUCAUCUGAAGUGUGCGCAAAUUAAAGAAGAGCUCUGUGAGGUUGAACUGUCGUCUGAUAAACUUUGGAAUCCAGGUGAGCGUUUCCCUUCUCCUGCACCUGUUAAGAGUGAGCAGUCAGAAGACCUCUUUCCAACGUGUCAGAUAGUUCACAAAGAGGAAGAGAGUGUUUUCCCCGAGGGAACAACAACUUUUCAACUGACUGAUAAUAAUUUUCAAACUGUUGUUUGGUGCACUGAAUGCGGGAAGGGCUUCAAUUGGGUAAGUAGCUUGAGAGACCACCAGAGAAUUCACACUGGGGAGAAGCCGUAUGACUGUAGUGAAUGUGGGAAGAAGUUCAGUACAUCCAGUAGCUUAAAAAUCCAUCGUAGACUCCACACUGGGGAGAGGCCUUACAGCUGCACUGAAUGUGGUAAGAGCUUCAUCGCAUCCAACUACUUAAAAUCGCACCAGAGAAUACACACUGGAGAAAAACCCUACAACUGUGUCGAAUGUGGGAAGAACUUCAGUGCCUCCUCUCAACUAAAAUCACACCAGAUGACUCACACAGGGGUGAAGCCUUACGUUUGUACCGAAUGUGGAAAAAGCUUCUCUCGGUUAAACAUACUUAAGAAACACCAGAUCAGUCAUGCCGGAGACCAUUUAUACACAUGCGGUGAGUGUGGGAAAAGGUGUAUUACAUCAAAAGAAUUAGAAUCACACCGGAGGAUUCACACAGGAGAGAAGCCAUACAUCUGUGAAGAAUGUGGGAAAAGCUUUCACUUCAUAUUGAACUUAAAGCAGCACCAGAAAAUUCACAGCAGCAAGAAGCCAUACAGCUGUGCCGACUGCGACAAGAGAUUUUUGUUCCCUCGAGAAUUAAGAACACACCAGAGAAUUCACACCGGAGAGAGACCAUAUAGCUGCGUGGAAUGCGGGAAGACCUUUAGACUGUACAUUUGCUUGAAAAGACACCAGCAGAUUCACACCGGAGAGCGGCCGUACACUUGUCCCGAGUGUGGGAAAAACUUCAAACAUUUAUUUAGCCUGAAAGGCCACCAGAGAAUUCACACAGGGGAGAAGCCUUACAGCUGUGGUGAAUGUGGGCGAAAUUUCCGUCUGCUAGGAAAUCUUCGGUCACACCAGAGAAUUCACACCGGAGAGCGGCCGUACAUUUGUCUCGAGUGUGGAAAAAACUUCAAACAUUUAUUGAGCCUGAAAGUCCACCGAAGAAUCCACACUGGAGAAAAGCCAUACAACUGCACCGAAUGUGGCAAGAGCUUCACUUUGUUAGCAACCCUUAAAAGGCACAGGAGAAUUCACACCGGGGAGAAGCCGUACAUUUGCUUUGGUUGUGGGAUGAGCUUCAGUCGGCUGCAGCCUCUUAAAAAACAUCAGACGAUUCAUACUGGAGAGAAGCCAUACUGCUGUAGUGAAUGUGGGAAGAGUUUUAGCGAAUCUGGAACCUUAAAAGUGCACCGGAGAAUUCACACUGGCGAGAAGCCCUACAUCUGUACCGAAUGUGGGAAGAGCUUCACCCGCUCCACUCCAUUGAAGACCCACCAGCGGACACACACUGGAGAAAAACCGUACAGCUGCAGUGAGUGUGGCUGGAGCUUCAGUGUGUUAUCAAACUUGAAGAAACACCAGAGAGUUCACACAGGGGAGAAGCCGUACACUUGUACGGAAUGCAGUAAGAGCUUCGCUCACUUACAGAGCCUCCGUGCUCACUUGAAAAUUCAUACUGGAGAGAAGCCCUUCAGUUGUUCAGAAUGUGGAAAGAGCUUCAGACGGUUAACUCUGCUAGAAGCCCACCAGCGAAUCCAUACAGGUGAGAAGCCUUACAGCUGUCCCGAAUGUGAGAAGAGCUUCACCGUGUUGUCAAACCUGAAUAAGCACAGGAAGACUCACUCGGAAGAGAAGCUGUAUUGCUGCACUGACUGUGGGAAGAGCUACAGCAUGCUGUCAAAUCUCAGAAAACACCAGAAGAUUCACGUGGCUGACAAUCCGUUCAGCUGCAGUGAAUGUUGGACAAGCUUUACUCGGGGGGAGCAGCUGAAAAAACAUCAAGAAAUGCACCAUGGCAAUCAUCAUGUAGUCAUGAUCACCUGAAUUGCCUGGUGUGAACUCACAGUGAAGUUGUACCAUUUGUGAAAGUCUCAAGUUUACCUUUAAACAUAUUGCAGCCUGAAGUUUUUUUCCAUGUAUUUAUUUGCUAAACAGAUGAAAGAGUAUAGCAGCUGAAAGUUUUUUUUUAAAAUUUGCACACAUUUGUGAAAUUAUACUUUAGAUGAAUAUAUAGAGAUUAGUAUAUAAAAGAGUUUAUUCAUGAGUGAAGACAUGAGUAGAGUAAACACAGCUUUGUAUGUUUGCUUUCCUUUAUGUACGAGGAUGUACUGCAGGAACAAGUGUGGCAAGUAACACAGCAGAGCAGAACUGAUGUGUCCACAGCAGACUCUGAUCAACUGAUUGAAAAUGAACCCUCACUCUUGGCAGAAACAAUAAACCUGAAAAACCACCAGGCUCACAUGGAGGGGAAAAGGUGCACACCUAUAUCACAUGGGGCACGAGAUAAGCUGAUUCACAUCUUCUGGUCCACGUCCUGGACGUAUGUGGAGCUGAAACGACACAAACAUAUUGGAAAAGGAAGUGCCUGUACAACCACAUGGAUCAAGGGGUAAUUUUGGUUUUAAAACAGAAGAUCAGAGUAAAAUGAAAGAAAAUUGGAGAGACUAAAAGAUCAGCUUAGUGGGUAAAAGGGAGCAAAGAAAAAUAUUGGAAGAGGAAGUGAAUCCACGUGGAUCAAGGAGUAAUUUAGGUUAUAAAACAGAAGAUCAGAGUAAAAAUGAAAGGAAAUCCAAGAGAUUAAAAGAUUAUCUUGGUGGGUAAAAUGCAAUGACUGGGAUCAGAGAAACACUGUGGAUCAAAAGGGAGCAAAGAAGAACAUUGUAAGAGGAAAUGAAUCUGCAUGGAUUGGUGGAAAGCCUGGCCAAAAAACAAACAUAAAAUCAGACAAAAGUAAGGAUCACUUUGAUGGAUACAUGAAAAGCUCUGGAUCAAAGAAGAACUUUUGUGGCCUAGCAGGUGCACACAAACCUGAGAUGAUCAUUUGCAAUGCCAAGUGUUGGUUGGAGUGGUGUGAAGUACACCGCCAUUGGAUUCUGGAGCAUUGGAAACAUGUUCUUUGGAGUAAUCUGGAAGUCUGAUGGAUGAAUCCCGGUUUAGAAGAUGCCAGGAGAACGCCACCUUCCAGUCAGGCAUAGUGCAGAGGCACUCUGGUGUGGACAUAAAACACAUGGAUCAAAUCGGACAUUUACGGGUUAAAAUAAAUGUAUGUCAGUCCCGUGGGCACAAUAGUGGAUACAAUCCAACCACAUGGAGCAAAGAAUCACUUUGUUUAAUAAUAUUGUGGAAAUUCAAGAAGUUAAAAUAAUAGGUAGUAGAUCAACAUUGAGCCAUCAAGUACUUGAGGAUUUUAUUUCAAUGUCCAUUGAAAUAGAGCAAGUGUCUAAGGCACUGUACAGUAUAAAAGCACAUGGAAUGCAAAAUCAAUUAAAAGUCAACUUUAAGCAGAACAAGAUCUAUAAAAUAAAGUAUCUAAAAACUUCAUCUAUUAUCCAACCCACUAUAUCCUAACUACAGGGUCAUUGGGGGGGUCUGCUGGAGCCAAUCCCAGACAACACAGGGCACAAGGCAGGAAAUAAACCUCAGGCAGAGCGCCACCAAACCGCAAUAUCUAAAAACUUGUUCUAGUGAAAAAUUUUUGACUUGAACAUCUCAAAACAAUGCAGCUGUCUUAAGCUGAUCGAGAGUGAAUUCCACCAGUUCAGGAACAUAACGCCUGAAGGCUGAAUAAAUGUAAUUUUGAACGACAAAAAGAUGGGCAUCUCAGGAGCGAAAGCUCAGUUUGCUACCUACAGUCAUGUGAAAUAGCAAGUACACCUCAUGAAAUGUUUUUUUCCUUGUUUAACAUGUGGACAUAUCAAGAUUUGAUCUUCAU
Erpetoichthys calabaricus (reedfish) is the source of this 4702-nucleotide messenger RNA. RefSeq names its product oocyte zinc finger protein XlCOF6-like. Gene Ontology annotation, biological process: regulation of transcription by RNA polymerase II. Gene Ontology annotation, cellular component: nucleus. The transcript is spliced from 3 exons. Lineage: Eukaryota; Metazoa; Chordata; Cladistia; Polypteriformes; Polypteridae. The coding region runs from base 556 to 2814 and encodes 752 amino acids. The record is from RefSeq and is a predicted model, not a curated record. Gene Ontology annotation, molecular function: DNA-binding transcription factor activity, RNA polymerase II-specific; RNA polymerase II transcription regulatory region sequence-specific DNA binding.